This is a messenger RNA of Aspergillus glaucus CBS 516.65, 1830 nucleotides long. RefSeq lists its product as uncharacterized. The record is from RefSeq and is a predicted model, not a curated record. Lineage: Eukaryota; Fungi; Ascomycota; Eurotiomycetes; Eurotiales; Aspergillaceae. The transcript has 2 exons. The coding region runs from base 1 to 1830 and encodes 609 amino acids.
AUGCUUUGGUGGUGUUUAUUAUUGCCCUUUUGGGACUUUGCCAAUGCAAAAACCAACGAUGACGAUUUGAUGUCUUUUGUCACCCUCCCCGACGUAAGAGCACUGAAACUCGAUAUCGCCUACUAUGAUCGUGAAUCUGCCAGUCCUGGGUACUGGUUCGUUGCUCCGUAUGGAGUAAUCGAGCCUGAAGCUCCCACAAAACAGUGGAAACCAUGCCAAGUCGGGCCCUAUAUCUACGAUGCCGAUGGCGUGCUCGUCUGGGCGGGUUCCUGCAUGUUCAAUAACCGGAACAUCUUCGACUUUAAGGUGGUGGAUAACAUCGACGACAAGCCGCAUCUGUCGUUUAUCUUGCAGCAUGCAUAUGGGGAUUCCCAAGAUAAGGGAACCGGGUAUAUUCUGGAUCAGCACUAUGAGCCUGAAUAUGCGGUUCAGGUGACCAACGAUUUGUCUGCGUUUAACAUGCACGAGUUUAACGUCCUCCCCGGUGGAAAGACGGCUCUGGCAUGCGCGUACCGAUCUGAGUAUAUCUCCCUCGGGGACCUAGGUCGUCCUGAUGAAUACGGCUGGGUACAGCCUGGUGGUUUCGUGGAAGUUGACACGACCACGGGAAAGGUACUGUUCGAAUGGAGCUCCGUCGGCCACAUCCCGCUCCACGAGUCCGUCAAGGUCAACCCCUGGGAUGCACCGGCACCCCAGCCAGGAUGGGAUUUCCUGCACGUCAACUCGAUCGACAAGAACGAGGACGGCGAUUACCUGCUGUCCGCACGGUUCACCAACACCAUCUACCUCAUCUCCGGCGACGACGGACACAUCAUUUGGCGUCUGGGCGGAAAGUACUCGGACUUCGUGCAGGACUUUACAUUCUCCAAGCAACACCACGCGCACUUUGUACAAUCUGGCUCAAACAACACAGUAAUCUCCUUCCUCAACAACGCCUCCGACGAACUCGACGCAGAGGAAGACAUUUCCGCAGCCCUCUUCGUCGAAAUCGACACCACAACAACACCCAUUAACGCACGCGAAAUCCGCCGCCACAACCGUCCCGACGGUAGUCUCACCCGUCUCCGCGGUAGCGUCCAACAUCUCCCCAACGACAACGUCUUUGUCGGCUGGAGUGAACGCGGGUACAUGAGCGAGCACUCCCCGGAGGGCAAGACGCUCAUGCAGGCUAGCUUCGCCUCAACUCGCUUCUCCAGUUACCGCUCGUACAAGUAUCCCUUUAUCGGACGACCGUCCACACCACCAGACAUGCUGUCUUCAGUCUAUGGAACCAGCGAAGACGACUUCACGACUAUGUUCUACGUCAGCUGGAACGGGGCCACGGACAUCGCGAUGUGGAAUUUCUACGCGCGGUCAGAAGCACACGGUAUCCCUGUGCUGGUGGGAAACACCACAAAGACCGAUUUUGAAACGCUAUACGUCGCCAACGGCUACCUCGACUACAUCACCGCGGAAGCCGUCGACGCGGAUGGCAACGUCCUGGGUACAUCGGAUGUCCACCGCACAGCUACACCGGAGAACUGGCGGCUGUCUGGCUUCCAGGGUGAAUCGAAGCCAAUUGCAGCCGACCCGUCGAUUCUGUACGGACAUCAGAAAGCUGCUGAAGCGGAUGUCGAGGAACCGGUGGACGACGAGGUAUUGGAGGCUGAUAAAGCAGCCAAAGCAAUGGUCCGGGCAUUCGAGAUGAUCAAGGGUGUUGGGGGAUUGUUGAUUUUCAUCUUGGUAACAGGGUCUGGGCUUGGUCUUGUUGUUGGGGUUGUUUGGUAUCUGCGAAGGAGACGUAUGCUGGCAUAUCAUGAGGUUCCUUCGCAGGGCGAGGGUGAGGAGUAA